AUGAUUUUCGAAGCUCUUGCGUGUCACAGUCGAGGUGGACCGUAUCCAGAGAAACGCACACCGGAAUAUACUCAGCCAAUGUCAGUCAGCAUUCGCAUUUCUAGCUUCACUGACGAACGAAAACUUUGUACUACGAAAAGCGGUCAAUAUGCAUGGGUUCCAGGUUGUGCAACUGAAGGCGAUAUGAUAUUCUUUGUUCGGGGUGCAAAAGUACCUUUUAUGCUGUGGCCUGUCCAUGACCUCCUGGUAGGCUCGACACACAUGAAGCAAUAUCAACUUGUGGGUGAAGCGUGGGUGGAAAACAUCAUGGAAGGAAACACAAGCAGGGAGUCGACAGGAAAUGACGCGACUAGAGACGAAGCUAAUACUAUGACCAAUGGGAAGAGGAUUACGAUUGUGGGUCCGAUGCUGAGCACAAUAUGGCCACGUGAUACGGUCACGUGA
Molecule: messenger RNA, 444 nt
Organism: Paraphaeosphaeria sporulosa
Lineage: Eukaryota; Fungi; Ascomycota; Dothideomycetes; Pleosporales; Didymosphaeriaceae
Exons: 3
Coding region: 1-444 (147 amino acids)
Source: RefSeq, a predicted model, not a curated record